AUGAGGUUGCACUCAAAUCCCUCCAUCACUGCCAGAGCAGAGUCGGACGAAGAGGCAGAAAUUCUCCGGCCUUUAAACAAUCUACACAAGAUCAUCCGAGAGAUGUUUCACGAGAUAGAAUCCCACCACACAACCAUUCAAUCCCUAAGAGAAUGGGCCCAAAUGAUUGAUCCGCUGGCGUUUGCGAAGAUGGACCCAUGGCCACAGUCCCUUAUUUCAGCCUGGGAAGAGUAUAAGUUUUUUGUCCAACUCAUAAACGCCAAGAAGUUGGCUUUCGUCAAUUAUCGGAGUGCCGGUGAUGAAGAUCUUGCAGACACCAGCGAUUGGCGGUUCAAACGUGUACAUUUGGCAAUAGAGUGGGGAAAAGUGGCCCUCAGUGCGACUGAGGCACGGCUUCAUGUUCUUUGUACAUACCAAAACGCCUUUGAGAAUACCAAGGCUAUCGAUGGCCAUAUAGAACAGGCAAAUGCGAACUUGAAUAGCGCCAGGGACGCCGUGCGCGAGGCAGGGAUUAAUUACCGUAGGUACUGGGCCAAUAUGGCCCGAGAGCCACCUUGUAAGAAGGGUAUUCCUUAUGAGGAUUACGAUGAAGAGUCUAAUCCUCAUUAG
Molecule: messenger RNA, 609 nt
Organism: Aspergillus niger
Lineage: Eukaryota; Fungi; Ascomycota; Eurotiomycetes; Eurotiales; Aspergillaceae
Exons: 3
Coding region: 1-609 (202 amino acids)
Source: RefSeq, a predicted model, not a curated record